Hibiscus syriacus is the source of this 1293-nucleotide messenger RNA. RefSeq names its product clathrin light chain 1-like. The transcript has 3 exons. Gene Ontology annotation, molecular function: clathrin heavy chain binding; structural molecule activity. Gene Ontology annotation, biological process: clathrin-dependent endocytosis; clathrin coat assembly; intracellular protein transport. Lineage: Eukaryota; Viridiplantae; Streptophyta; Magnoliopsida; Malvales; Malvaceae. The record is from RefSeq and is a predicted model, not a curated record. Gene Ontology annotation, cellular component: clathrin coat of trans-Golgi network vesicle; plasma membrane; clathrin coat of coated pit. Bases 96 to 1115 code for a protein of 339 amino acids.
AAAAAGAAACAAAACUCUCUAUCUCUCUCUCUGUUGUAAGCUAAAAAAAAUUUCUCCAUUUCGAUUCGUUUUCUCUUCUUUCUUUACCGAGAAAUAUGGCUUCCUUCGAUGCGUACGGUAUGGAAGGAGAAGAGGCUCAUGCAGCAGCAGCUCCAAAUAACCAUCCUUUCGAAGUUGACGACGAGAGCUACUCCAACUACGGCUCUUACUCCAACUUUACCGACAACCAGCAGUUUCCAGCGGACGGCGGUGAUGUGGCGGUGGAUCACUUGGCUUCUUCACCUGAGAUCUUUGACUUCGGAUCCUCCGAUCCGUCCCCUGCUUACUCGCAAUCUCCUUUCGGUGAUACGAUUCAUGUGGAAAACGGAAACGGAAUGAAUGGAUUCGGUGGUGGAAACGAUGACGUUUUUGCUUCUGAUGGACCGGUGCUUCCUCCUCCUACUGAGAUGGCUACUGAGGAAGGCUUCCUUCUUCGCGAAUGGCGUCGUCAAAAUGCCCUUGUGCUUGAAGAGAAGGAGAAGAAGGAAAAGGAGUUGCGGAACCAGAUUAUCGAAGAAGCUGAGGAGUACAAGCGAGCAUUCUAUGAGAAGCGGGAGAAAACCAUCGAGACCAACAAGACUAAUAACAGAGAAAGAGAGAGGCUGUAUGUUGCUAACCAAGAGAAGUUCCAUAAGACUGCGGACAAACAGUAUUGGACUGCGAUAGCAGAACUCAUUCCUCGUGAGGUCCCUAAUAUCGAGAAAAGAGGAAAGAAGGACGCAGACAAGAAGCCAUCAGUUACUAUCAUUCAGGGACCGAAGCCCGGAAAGCCGACCGAUCUUUCAAGACUGCGGCACAUCCUUGUGAAGCUGAAGCAUUCCCCCCCACCUCACAUGAUUCCACCCCCACCCGCACCAGAGAAGGAUGCUAAAGAUGGAAAAGAUGCGAAAAAGGCAAACAAUGCUGCAUCAAACGGAACAGCAUCUACAGAAAAAGGAGCAACCGUUCCAUCUGCAAAAGACGCCACCAUUGCCACCGUUGCAAAUAGUUCCUCUCCCGAACAAGAUGCUACUGCUGCUCCUGCCGCUGCCAAGGACGACACUGUUGCGGAACCAGAGACAACAUCAACAGCUUAAUUGCUUCCGGAUCACAUUUACCGUGGUUGUUUUCCUGCCCCCAUUCUUUUUUGUUUUCCUCGAGGAUUCGGUUUCUUACUGGUAUUUCAUAUUACCAUUUGAUAUUUUGCUUGGAAGGAUUUCGUACCAUUAAUUAAACUCAACCCUUUUCUUAAGUAGUUCGUUUUGGACAUUUCAU